Molecule: messenger RNA, 1007 nt
Organism: Caenorhabditis elegans
Lineage: Eukaryota; Metazoa; Nematoda; Chromadorea; Rhabditida; Rhabditidae
Gene: K09D9.1
Product: DUF4130 domain-containing protein
Exons: 4
Coding region: 58-936 (292 amino acids)
Source: RefSeq, marked reviewed
UUUCGCCACUGAAGUAUAAAAAGGAUGGAAAUUUGAAAAGCGUCACCGGCGGUCAGUAUGUACGAAGAUUUGUAUUUUUGGAGAAAAAAUGGCCGCCCGGAUAUUGAAAAAGAUCACGAUUUCAACGCAGGUUGUCAUAUGAAAAUGCGCUACAUUGAAACCAAUUUAGUUCUUUUGAAAACUUAUCACAUGGAUUUCGGAGAAGGACAAUGCUCGAAAAAGCGACAGGAAGAACUGGACCGAACAGUUUUUAGUCAAGAUAUUCAGCCAUAUGUUCAGUAUUCUCUGAAUAAAAAGAAACGAUGGGAGGUUGAAGCGGCUGUUAAAAUGCUCGGCGAGCUCCAAAAAAUGUAUAAUGAUAUGGAUGUUGUGGUGUUGGAAAGAAUCGAUUUUCGAGGUGCCCCAUUUUUUACGGGGCUCCGUUUCCCAGACAACUACUUUGAAAAGUUUCGAAUUCAAAAAAUGCAUAAAAUACUCGAUGACAAAUAUUAUCAGUGCACGGCUGUAGAUUCUGUUCAUGGACAGAAAUUUAAUGAUAUCCAAUUUAAAAAUCGAUCUCUGAAUAAAUCAAAGGAUCUAGAAGCCGAAACAAUGACAUCUAAAAUUGCGGGAAGACCUAUUGUAGCAUAUCAUCUGAUAAAGCCUCAUCAAAUUUACGAGAAAAAAGUUGCAAAGUAUUUUAAUCCAUGCUCAACCAAGAAGAAAAAUUGGUAUUACUCCGAGCUCUACUCAGUUGAUUGGUAUCAACUUAUCACUGAGGAUACCUACGAAGCUAUCACUUAUGAUGCUCUUGAAGAUCAUGAAUGGGAUGAGCUUCAUGAGUGGGAAGAAGAAGAAGAUACAGGUUCUAUUAGUGUGGCGGUUUCUGAAAAGUGCUACAAUUUGGAGGAUCAUCUCGUUGAUAAAUAUGUAAUGGUCAAAAGGAAGAAGGCUUGAUUCAACAUAUUUAUUUUAUUUUUGCAGGUUUACAAAACUACGGGUUUAAUAAAUUAUGUUUAAAAAUUUUC